AUGACGGAUGAAACUAAUCUGUUUCUAUCAAAACUUGUUCUCCACGGAGAAUCAAUUCUCGCUGAAAUAUUCCGAUUAUCAAGUUUCGUGCCGAAAGAUUUCAAAGAUCCAACAAAAUCGACGAAAUUCCGGAGUUUAGUGCAACUCGAUUUCAAAUAUUUGAGUAAAAAGGAACAAAUCGAGAAGGAAUUGGAGAAAGACCUCCGUCUUCAAUCACUUUUUUACUCAACUUUCGAACCGGUUCUCAUCGCUUUCGAGCAGCUAUUCUCGUCGAUUUCUGAAUUUGUUCAAACAUUUUCAAGUUAUGCACUGGAAAUUCAGGCGAUUCAGUCAGGAGACAGAAUGCAUAAUAUAAAUAGAACAUCUGAGUUAGAGGCGUACUGUCUGUAUAUAUCAGGCCUACUCAUUAUCUAUCUCGACACCUAUCUUCCUGCUCCGAUUCGAGAGAGAAUCUACGUGGCGAUUUAUAGGAAAAGCGAUGAGAGAGUGAAUGCAGAGUUUUUGGUCGACUUUCUGAAAGCCACGGUUCCGGGAAAUGAUUCUAUGAUAAGACGAAUUCCUCUUCCUGACUCAUUCAUUCGUUCCAUUCUCCACACUAUUGAAGUAAUGGAAGCGUCCUCUCUCCAAACCCCACGAGCCCAUCUGAUGUACGUUGCUCUUCAAUUCGAUCGACAACUUCUCACUAAUGACGUGGCGAAAAUGACGAAAAUUGUGAAUUCGAUUUUUAGAGAAACUUGGGUAAUAAAUUUGGAAUUCGGAGUUAUUGCCAACGUGUUCGACGGGUGGUAUAACUAUAAAGCGGCUUGGAAUGCGUUGAAUGCAACGAUAACUCAACAAGAAGCUCAUCGAAUUCUGGAACAUCAUCGGAAAGUUGUAAUGGAUACCGGGUUUCCACAGGUAAUCAAUGAAAUGGUCCAUUUCGAUCAACACCUCCAACAAAUCACUUCCUAUAAUCGAUCCCUCAAAUGGCUCUUUCUCCACUCCCGACCAUCCCAGAAGACAACUCGUCCUCUCAAGAACCGCCCUCUCACUGACGAUCAGCUAUUCCAAUGGCUUCUCGAUGUCUCGAGAUGUGAAAUUCUUCUGUUGAAUCUCUACACGGCGACUCUUGAAAAUCGAGAGGACGAAGGAUCGAAACGACAACAGAAAAUCCGAACGCUUUUGAAUCAACUCGCCGAUUUUUUCGAGCACGGAUUUGUGAAAAUGAGUGAUACGCAGAAAACGAAUUUUGUGAAAUGGGUUCGGAAUUUGAGUGAAACUGUGGAGAAGAUUGAUUUGAAGAUGACGGAUGAGAGUAUUGAGACGGUGCAGCAGAUUAUUAGGAGGGUUAAACAGGUUGGCGAUCUCCUCGGUCUCUCCAUCAACAUGACACUCAAAGAAUGUCUCACAACUCUCGAUUCAGAGCUACGCGCUCUUCUGUCAGUCCUCUCUCUUUCUGAUUCAAUUGUUCCUGAUGUCUACUCCAAAAUGGAAUCCACUUACCUGUGGCCCCUCAUUUCUCAAUUGAUCCCUCGAAUCCAACAGAAUCUUGUAUCCACAUCGAACACUGACGUCGUCAGACAGAUAUUUACGAAGCUCUCCAUCUCGUGUUGGAUUCUGAAACUGAAGCUCUCAUACUUCUCGGAUAAGGAUAAUGUGGCAAAUCGGAUAGCGAAUACGUACUCGUAUUCCCUCGAGAAACAUCUGAAAACAGUUCUCCAAUCGGUUCCACAACACAUUUUUGGAAUAAUGUAUAGAGUGAUUAUGCCGGGAUUGGGGAAGACUUUUGAGCCGUAUAUUGAGAAGACUGAGCUCCGAGAUAUUGCUGAAUUUGUGACAAAUUCUAGACUAGUUGAGACGACUAGUCUUCUCGCGAAUACGAGUAUGGGAAUAUCGAGAAUGAUGUUGACACGAGUGGGAACUAUUGAGAUUAAUCCGAAGGAGCUACUGGAAGAAGGAAUGAUCCGUCAAUUGUACAAAGAAAUCAAGAAAAUGAUGUCAGGUCCAUCGGCGGCGUCUUCGAUUGAAAAUCUCAUAAAAACUUGUGAAAACAUUGAAACAAUGCGUGCCUCUUUCUCAUAUAUCUGUGAUUAUAUGAACCUCGAUGGUGAACGUAUUUGGAGUGUUGCAAUGGACGAUUAUUUCAGUCGAAUCUCUGAGGAAAGAGCGUUUGCGAAAAGUUCGGGAGAUCUGGAACAGAAUGAUAUUGCUGAUUUAUUCAUUAGGAUUACCAAUCCAAAAGCAUCGAGAUAUUCAGAAGGUUCGAUGAGUUGGAAAGAUCUGAAAAUGAGCAAGACACUUCUGUCAUUUGAUGUAUUUGAUAGAAUUGAGAAGAUUGUUCCAUUUUAUAUUCUUACAAGUAUUGAGACAAAUGUUACUGUUGAGUUGGAGAAGAUUCUGAUAGACUAUGUAUCAACUGCCCGUAAACUAGGUGUCACUUUCAAUCUUCAAAGUUCUGUCAGUCAUGAAAAUGCCUAUCAAUUCUUCGCUGGGCCGAAUUAUGAACGACUUGUGAAGGCUAUACAACCACAGGCGGUCGCGUUGGCUACUGUAUUGGCACAGAUUGGACAACUCGUGAUGCUUCUCAAAAUGAUAUGUAAUUCGAAACAACUCGCCAAUCGCCACAAGGAAGAUAGUAUUCAGAGAGAUUUGAUUGAGAUCAAUAAAUCAAUGGCCCGUGAUCCAACGAACCUCCCCUCUGAAAUGGAUACAAUUCUGAAACUAAUGAUGCAAUAUUCAUUAUAUAACCCAGAACGAAUGAUAUUCCGACUGAAAGAUGAACCAUCUCCGCUGUUUAUGAUCGCACUCGUUCAAUGUGUUCUCCCGAAAAUCGGCGAUCCGUAUUUCGUUUGCCCAGCUCAAUUGGAAGUUGGAAUUCGUCUAGUUCUUCGUCAGUCUCGUCUUCUUCCAUAUUUCCUUCCAAUCAUUCAAGAACAACUUCCACAAAGCACUCGACCGAAGAAACGUGUCAGCGAUGUCGAUCGAUUCUUGAGACAACUCAUCUUAAAUUUGUAG
This is a messenger RNA of Caenorhabditis remanei, 2994 nucleotides long. RefSeq lists its product as uncharacterized. Bases 1 to 2994 code for a protein of 997 amino acids. The record is from RefSeq and is a predicted model, not a curated record. NCBI's taxonomy places the organism in Eukaryota, Metazoa, Nematoda, Chromadorea, Rhabditida, Rhabditidae. The transcript is spliced from 12 exons. Gene Ontology annotation, cellular component: WASH complex; endosome. Gene Ontology annotation, biological process: actin filament polymerization; endosome fission; regulation of actin nucleation.